AUGCAAAAAGGUUUCUUUGGUGCUGUACAAAUUGCACACACAAAUUGUAUAGAUAAUACUGGUAAAUUAAUAAAUGCAGCAAAAGAACGAUUAACAGAAAUUCAUGAUGAAUAUGAAGAACGUAAACAACAUUGGAAUCAAAUUGCACUAUUACUUAAUCGUGAUGAUUUAAACAAUUUAAGAUUAUCAACAUCUGUUAUAUAUCGUAACAAAGAUUCUUCUUGUAUUCAUAACUAA
Messenger RNA from Rotaria sp. Silwood2, 237 nucleotides. The record is from the annotation of a GenBank genome assembly. NCBI's taxonomy places the organism in Eukaryota, Metazoa, Rotifera, Eurotatoria, Philodinida, Philodinidae.